Molecule: messenger RNA, 294 nt
Organism: Colletotrichum lupini
Lineage: Eukaryota; Fungi; Ascomycota; Sordariomycetes; Glomerellales; Glomerellaceae
Exons: 2
Source: RefSeq, a predicted model, not a curated record
CUACUUUUAUAUACUAAGGUAUAUUUAGUAGUAAAGAAAUAUAUUAUUAAUAGCCUUAAGGACCUCGCUGAUCCUAGCGACUUUUUAUAUACUACUAGCGAGGCCUAUACCUCUACUAUUAAUACUAAUCGGGGUUUAUGGGACGCUGUCCUCGAGGCCUUUGCCGCACGAAAAGACCUGUUGAAUAAUAAUGAAGCUAAGACGACCGUCAAGAGACUAGGCUCACUUGCCUAUGAUCUUCUCGUCUACUUCCAUUGGGAAGGAAAAUUGCGGUAUGAGUAUAAUUUUAACUAA